Molecule: messenger RNA, 756 nt
Organism: Aspergillus sclerotioniger CBS 115572
Lineage: Eukaryota; Fungi; Ascomycota; Eurotiomycetes; Eurotiales; Aspergillaceae
Product: putative G-patch domain protein
Exons: 1
Molecular function (GO): nucleic acid binding
Source: RefSeq, a predicted model, not a curated record
GAAGACGAAGACGAGUACUUCCUCCCCUUACAAGACCAGCGCGUCUUCGGCGCCGGGAUCCGUCGCAAGCGCGUUCCCUUCGUGCGGUCCUCUGAACAUGAACUCUCCACUACCAAUACCACUACCACUACCUCCCUGGUAUCAUCUGGAUCAGAGUCUACGUCGGCUGGAAAAAGUAUAGCGGAUCGGUACCUGUCGAUUGUUUUGGCGGGGACACCACAACCACAACCACAAUCACAGACACAGAGAGACUCAGAGUCGCAAUCGCAAUCACAACAUACCCAACCAGCCCCAAGCACCUCCCCAGAAACAAAAACAGAAAUGUGCCCCAUCUGCAACCUCCCGAUCCACUCCUCCACAGAAGAAAGAACAACCCCCCACAACCACCCCCACGAAGCAACCCUAAGCCACCAACUCAGUCUCCCGCAUUCCCACCCCCCCUCACAUCUCGAUCGCACGCGCCCUGGACUACGCUAUCUCGCUGCCUAUGGUUGGGAUCCUGAUAAACGAGUUGGUCUUGGGGCGCCUGGUCGGGAGGGUAUACGGGAGCCGGUGAAGGGGAAGGUGAAAGAGGAUACGGUGGGGUUGGGGGCUGUUGUGCCGGAUGUUAAAGAUAAGGGGAUGGGGAAGGGGAGGGUGGAGAAGAAGUUGAAUGCGAAGGAGGUGAGGAAGAGGCAGAUGGCAGAGAGGAGGAAGGGGGAGAAAAUGAGGGAGAUGUUUUUUAGGAGUGAGGAGGUGUUGAAGUAUUUUGGGGAG